Messenger RNA from Prunus armeniaca (apricot), 2520 nucleotides. Lineage: Eukaryota; Viridiplantae; Streptophyta; Magnoliopsida; Rosales; Rosaceae. The record is from the annotation of a GenBank genome assembly.
AUGGAUGAGGAGAAUGAGGUGAAGAAGCCUUUUGAAGUUGCAGAUAGAAGCUUAAUAGACUUGGUCUUCUCUUGGUCUCUGAGGAAUGUUCUCGACAGAGAUCUUUACAAACACCAGGUGACCGAAAUUCCAAAGACAUUUUCGACAGUGGCGAGUUACAUGAAGUCAUUCAUUCCUUCACUUAUUGAGGAAACACAUGCUGAUUUACUCUCAAGCAUGAUGGCUAUUUCGGAGGCACCUAUUUGUGAGAUUCUGACGGUUGAAACUUCUAACCAUCAUAAGGCUCCCAAAGACUUGUUCUAUGAAAUUAAAGUUAGGAAGACGAGAGAAACCAAAAUUAAUGCACGAAAAUAUGAGCCACAGGUUGGAGAUAUCUUUGCCUUGACUAAUAUUAGACCAAAAUGCAUUGAUGAUUUGAACAGGCCGGGAAAUUUCUAUCUUAUUGCAUAUGUUCUAGGAUCGAAACAUGACAGCUCAGACAAGAUCCCAAUACUCUUGUCAAAGCCUAUCAGUGGAGAAGGAUACUGUUGUGUCCCGGAAAUUAAACUGCCCCAAAUAAACAACGAAUUGACCCAUGUCAAUUUUGGUUCAAACAGAUUCAAGCAAAUACAGAGCAAGAGAGAAACACUGUUUGCUGUCUAUUUGAUGAACAUGAUCACAAAUGUUCGUGUAUGGAACGCAUUGAACUCAGAAGAGGCAAACACAAAUAUAAUUAAGAAUGUGCUGAAAGUGCAACCCACUUCACCAGAUGGUGAGAAUUCUUGCACAAUUUGUUUUUCCAAACAAAUAUACACCCUUGCCCUUUCUAGAAAAUGGUCCAAAAUGUGCUCUGAUCUAAAUGAUUCCCAAAAGGCUGCGGUUUUAAACUGUAUCAGUUUGAGCAAUUGUCAUCACCAUAAUGCCAUAAAAUUAAUAUGGGGGCCUCCAGGAACUGGAAAAACCAAGACUGUCGGUAUGUCACUCUUUACCCUCUUUAAGUUGAAGUGCAGAACACUAACAUGUGCUCCAACCAAUACUGCUGUGUUAGAAGUUACGGCGAGACUCCUGAGGUUGGUUAAUCAGUCUCUUAAUUAUGGAAAGUAUGGACUAGGAGAUAUAAUUCUAUUUGGGAAUGGGGAGCGGAUGAAGAUCGAUAAGUAUAACGACCUUUUUGAGCGAAAGAGGGAAAAACACAAUAAGGAUGAUGACCAAGAUGAUAGCAGCUCAACAGGUGAUGAUGAGAAUCAUCUUUUGACGUUUGAUGAGUUUGUGAAGAAAAAAAUUGUUUACUUUAGUGAGCAGCUGGAAACUUGUAUGGUAAACAUGUACACCCACUUGCCAACGUCUUGCAUUUCACUUGAGGUUGUGAAGGACAUGAUUACAGUUUUGGAUUUGCUUACGUUGAUUAAAUCUAUAAUGUAUUGGGCUGGUGUUGCUAAUCAUAGGUUACGAUUACUUCUUGAAGAAUAUUGCACUCAAAUUCUUAAGUCCCUUCGUGCAUUUUCUGUUCCAAAUUUGAAUGACCGACAAACAAUAAGAAAUUUGUGCUUGGCAAAUGCUUGUUUAAUAUUUUGUACUGCGUCAAGCUCUGCAAAAUUGCACACUAAGGGAAUGGCACCUCUGGAAAUGUUAGUGAUUGAUGACGCGGCUCAGCUGAAAGAAUGUGAAUCAGCAAUUCCUUUGCAACUACCUGGUCUUCGCCAUGCUAUUCUCGUAGGAGAUGAGAGGCAACUCCCUCCUAUGGUUAAAAGCAAGAUCUCUGAGAACGCUGAAUUUGGAAGAAGUUUGUUCGAAAGACUUGUACUGUUAGGCCACAAGAAGCUCCUUCUCAAUGUCCAGUAUAGGAUGCAUCCUUCGAUCAGCAUGUUCCCGAAACAGGAGUUCUACAACAAUCAGAUAUUAGAUGGUCCAAAUGUCAACCAAGUUAGCUAUGCCAAGUCCUUCAUUGACGGCAGAAUGUACGGGCCGUACUCCUUUAUAAAUGUAGCCAAUGGAAAAGAAGAAUUUGAUCGUGGGCAUAGUCUGAAAAACAUGGUUGAGGUUGCUGUGGUAUAUGAGAUUGUUUCAAGCCUUUACAAAGAAUUUACUCGAACAAAAAAGAAGGUUAGUGUUGGGGUAAUAUCGCCUUACAAUGCUCAAGUUAAUGCAAUUCAAUUGAGAGUCAGAAACUACAGCGAAGUUUCUGGCACAGAUUUCUCUGUACGUGUGCGAUCUGUUGAUGGAUUCCAAGGUGGUGAAGAGGAUGUUAUAAUUAUCUCCACUGUCAGAUGUAACUGGAAUGGAUCUGUAGGUUUCCUCUCCGAUUGUCAACGAGCAAAUGUGGUGCUAACUCGUGCAAGGCAUUGCCUUUGGAUAUUGGGGAACGAAGCCACAUUGACAAACAGUAACUCAAUUUGGAAGAAGAUAAUUCUUGAUGCGAAGAAACGUGAUUGUUUCUAUAAUGCUGAUGAUGACAAGAACUUGGCUCAGGCUAUUGCAGCAGCACGUCUAGAGCUUAACCAAACAGUGUGUGCAGCAGCAGGAGCAGAGCAAUUUACCUGA